Messenger RNA from Amoebophrya sp. A25, 1736 nucleotides. Lineage: Eukaryota; Dinophyceae; Syndiniales; Amoebophryaceae. The record is from the annotation of a GenBank genome assembly.
CCCCCGUGUACUCCUACCUGGGUGCCUGGGGGGUGGGACGCGGCCAAGGGCUGAAGCGUUAGUCAGUUAUUUUUACUUCUUUUUACUCGUAUGUUGACAACUCGCUACACUCGCGGGCGUUCGUCCUUGCUUCUUACGAGUGUUGAGAGUGAGAGUCACGUCUUGGUUCUGACCCUUGCAAGCUCUUCAUGCUCCUCAAGGCCAAAGAUCAAUCUCUCAAAGACAACCUGGGCAUCUUCACUUACCUACUACUAUCGCUCUACUAGGAGUCUAGGUUUUGAUUUUUUUUCCGCCCUCUGUCUGUGAGUGAGGAACCUAGUCUGUCAGAGGAAUGAUAUAGUGAGUGACUGACUGAGCCAGUGGCUGAGUGAGAGAAUCAUGUCCAUCGUCUAUUAUCGAGAGAGAGAAAAAUCAAUGUGAAUUAUGUCCUAGACACGAAAACUUGCUCUUUGGUAUUUUCUCCCACUCCCUUUCCCUCGAGUACGUAGUAACUAAAAAGAGCGAUGGUGCUUGAGUAUGUACUAGUGUGAUACAAAAUUCAUUCUGAAUCAAUGAUCAUGACUGAUGCCUGUGCCUAUGGGUAAGAGUAUCUAAAGAUGUUGUCUUCAUCUUCUGAAGACGACUGGUCACACAUUGUGUUGGUUUUUCAGUUUUUUCUCAUGUAGGACAAGACAGAAGACGCAGACAGAAGAGUCAAUUGGUACCAUUUAGGUAAGAAUGAAGUUCCUGUCAGUUCGUGGUAAGCGAGUAGCGGAAGCGCGCCGUGAUAAAGACACAGAGGCUUUUCGGCGUAAAAAGCCCAAAAGUGAAGCUCUAUCUUCAGAUGUAACGUUUUUUUCGACGCCUUCCCCUGCAGCUCCUGCAGGCGGGGUCGCAACUGAGAAGCGAAGGCUAAAAACUGAUGAGCAUGAGCUGCAACAAAGUGCUGAUCCGAACAACCCAUCUAAGAAUUUUUUCUCCGAGGGUUUAUUUCUAGAUGGGGGAACGGGCUUGGCAUGGAUGCAAAAGCAGGGGACGUGGGACGCACAGACAGUGAAUAUUUUUGCUGGUGCCACCUCAAACGGGAGUGGAGAGCUUGGUGCGAUCACACCAAAUAAGCCACUCUUUACUACUUCUCUUGGGGAUGACGACAUGAAUACUUUUGGACACAAGAACAAGACCUCAACACCAGACACAACUACUGGCGCAAGUGGAAAUCCUGAUAUGAAAAAUAGAUUUGGUAUCGGUUUUGGUGGCGUUUUCUCACGAUUGCUUGGACCAACAUCUUCUGGGCAUCAAGGAAAGAACGAAGGAACAAAGAACGAAGGAAAGGAGGAAGGAAAGAACGACACAUUAACGAGGCCUGGCGUUGGUUUUAUUGGGACAACAGUAUAUGGAAAGGGAGGACAUAUUUUUAAAAAAUUUUUCCACCUGUUGUCAGUCAGAUCGAUGACCAUCUUUUUGUAAGCAGCAGCUGCCUGUUCCUUUCAUUGAUACCUUAUAUUGACACAUCUAAGUAGGCUGUGACAUAGUUAGUGUGUAUUAAGUUGUAGGAUGAAAAAAAAUGGCGGGCAGCUGCUGUGGUGGCCCUCGAUGCCUAUGACCAACAUGUUUUGAGAAAGACAAAGAGCUAAACGAUCUUCCUUACUUUCAUAGAAUUGCGGAGCGUCGCGCGGCCGCGGCCUCUCCACUCGUGCUAAGCAAGUUUCGGGUGGUCGCGCGAAACGCGGUCAGUGGUGAAGAGUUUGAAAUUGAAC